Messenger RNA from Beta vulgaris subsp. vulgaris (sugar beet), 540 nucleotides. RefSeq lists its product as uncharacterized. NCBI's taxonomy places the organism in Eukaryota, Viridiplantae, Streptophyta, Magnoliopsida, Caryophyllales, Amaranthaceae. Bases 1 to 540 code for a protein of 179 amino acids. The transcript is spliced from 2 exons. The record is from RefSeq and is a predicted model, not a curated record.
AUGGAUAAUACUAUUCUCAGAAGGGCUAAAUCGUUAAAGUACUGCAAUAUGUGGAGUAUGAUAGAGGAAUUUAUGGACAUUGUAGAUGAAUUAUGGCAGCAGAAUGUGUCUGGUACUCCUAUGUACCAAGUAGUAGUAAAACUGAAGAAAUUGAAGCAAGGUCUCAAGAUGUUGAAUAAGGCUAAAUCCUCUAAUAUAGAGAAUGAAACCAUGAUGGCUUUGACAAAAUUAAUUAAGGAAAAUAAUCAAGGGAUUGAAGAAGCUUUUGUACAAUACUAUGAAAGUCUCUUGGGUAUUGAUGACAGCUCAUGUUGCAGGGUGAGUGAUAGUAUUGUUAAAGAAGGCCCUAUCCUUACUUCUGAGCAGCAACAACACUUGUGUGUUCCAUUUACUGAAGCUGAUGUAAAGGUUGCUAUUUUUGACGUUGAUGAUACAAAAGCUGCAGGCCCUGAUGGAUAUAUAUAUACUAGUAACUUUUUCAAGAAAGCAUGGGGUAGAAUUGGGACUGAUGUUUGUCAAGCUGUAUUAAAUUUCUUCUAA